CUACCCCUCCCACCACGCGGCCUGCGGCUGCGCCUCCUGCCGGCCGCCUCCACAGCCGCUGCAGCCGCUGCAGCCGCCCCAGCCUCCUCAGCCGCCGGCGCCGAGCCACUCCAGGGCCCCCCCGCCGCAGGCCGCGCCGGCCCCGCCCCAGGCCCCCCAGCCCCGCGUUGACGUCCCCGCGCGGGGCGCCGCCGCGGCGCUCGUGAGGCCGAGCCCCUCGCAGUCUGAAGGGCCGCCCGCCAAGAGGAUGCGCGCCGAGCGCGUGGAGACCGUCUCGCCGGUGGACCUGUCCGUGCGCACUGUGCGGCGGUCCGCCGACUCGACGGCCUGGCCCGACGUGGACCCCGAGCCCGAGGACUGCGACUCGACGGCGCUGCUGCAGCCGCCGCGGGCGCGGGCCGCGUCGCACGUGUCCUCGGCGCCGCGGCCGCCGCGCCGCAGCGCCGUGGUGCCGCGCAUGCACUACAUGCCCGACUUCAGCGUGGCGCAGUUCUUCCAGCGGGGCCCGCCCGCCGGCCCGCCCCGGCGCGAGGAGCGCGUCGAGCCGCCGCCCCAGGUGGCGCUGCCGCGGGUGUCCACGCUGCCGUGGCCGUCGGCGCUGCCCGCGUCCGCGUCGCAGCCCGUGGCGCACCACUCGCCGCUGCUGCCGAGGUACUCGUCGAACCGCAGCUCGCUGUACCCCAGCAGCUCGGCGCCCGCGCUGCCCCCGGGCGCCGCCUCGGGCUACCUGCUGGACGGGCUGCCCGCGCCGCCCGCCGCCCCCGCCGCCCCUGCGCCGUUCUCCGCCCCCGCGCCGUCCCCGCGGCCUCCGCCACCCAGCGUACCGGACGUCCCCGAAGGCCCGGCUCGCAUCCGUACCAAGGCUGAAAUGAAAAUGCAACUCGGGGACGCCGCCGCGGAGGCGGUGCGGUCCUGGCUGGCCUCGUCCUCGCCGCUCGCCGCGGAGUCCGUCGAGCCCCCCUGUGCAGCCUCCAGUGAGUGCGCGCCGUUGCCCCGGCCCUGGCCUCCUCGCCCUGCGUGCCGACCGAGUGCCAGCCUUGCUCCUGUUGCAGCGUCGGGCCUGGGCAUGGAGCCUAGCACGUCGGCCCUGGAGGACCCCCACGUCGUGCGCCGCGGCGUCCUGGACCCUGUCCGAGCGCCAGUCCUCGACCCCGUCCAGGUCCCCGCCCAGGACGCCGCCGUGGCCGCGGCUCCGGCUGCGGGAUCGGCCACCCCCGACGCCACGAGGACUGCCGUCGUUUCCUCGUCGGCUACCUUGUGUGCCGAUGAACCCCCGUUUGCCUCUGUGGCCCCCGUAUUCGAGCCCCUGCCAGCUGGCGCAUCGACAGCCAUUGAGAGUGAUGACAGCCAAGGUGCCUGGGCCCAAUCUUGCAGGGACUUUGAGAUGCAAUUAGGAGCUGGCAAAAGUUUUACAAGUCCAAAGAAGCAAUUGCAGAAAAACAUCCAGAAGCAAUCUACCUAUACAUGUGAUAAUAAUUUGUAUAAUUUCAAUAAGAAACUUGCAAGGAGCCCACCAGUUAGUCCAGAUGCUUCUGAAAAUCACAAGGUUCUCAGACAAGUUAAGAAUAUAGUAUCGAGUACAGAAUCAAUAGUCAAAGUAAAGAAUUCAUCGACAAACUCCAGUGAUCACUCUACUAGAAGAAAUAGAAGGUUGAAUAAAGUGAUUAAGAAUGAACCAGAUUCUGAUGCCUCAGAAGGAGCCUCAUCAGUUAUUGACGAGGACUGUGCUUCUCUGUCAAGUGAUGAUCAGUCCCUUAGAUCUGCCAGAACUCGAACAUCUGGACAAAGGUCCUCCAGGAAAGAAACUUUAGGCAAGAGAGACUUAAGCAGUAGAAGUCAAUCGAAAGUUGAAAUUGUCAGAUCCCCAACCAGAAGAAGGAAGACGUCAAGCAAAGAAAGCUCUCCAGCAAAAACACCACUGAAUGACCAAAUUGAUCUUAAAAGUGGAAACAAUGCAGGAUGCUCAUCAGAACCUCAACCUUCUGAAGAUGAAAACCCUGAAAAAUUGAAUGCUCCUCAGACUCAAAGUGUCAAAAUUAGAUUGCGUACUAAGAUUGUGGAAGUUGAAAGAGUGUGCCUCCGACCCAAAGGGGACGGAUCUGAUUUCCGGCCAGGAUGGGAGGAAGAAGUUUUUCAGUAUAAACGUUCCCUGAGGAUGCCUCCAGUUCUAAUCAAUAUGUCCAAGAGAUUUUCUGAUGUGGAUAUGGACUGUCCAAAAUCUCCAUUGAUUAAUUCUGGAAAGGAAUCUGCAGCUAAUAGUUCCUUACCAAGCCGAUGUUCAAGACCUAAUAGUGAAUUGGACGUCAUAUCCACCUGCCCAGAUUUAGAAUCUGAAGAUGCUUUGUCCUCAGCUUCACAACCUGUCUCUGUUAAAAACAGAAUGGGUGGUGGAAGGCAUAGCAUUGUAGACAAACUUGUGGAAAAAGUUUCUAAACCAGCAAGCAGGAAAAAAAGUGAAAAUCUCAAAAUUUAUGACAUUUCUGGAAUGAAAGCUAAGCUGCAAAGCACCCUAAAAUUAAAACUAAAUGAACCCAGCACAAGUAGCAAAGAUUCUAAUUUAAAGAAGGACACUAACAAGAAGAAGAGCACUUCUAAGGUGUCUGAAGACUUCAUCAAAUCAGUUUUUGGAGCUGAAAAAGUGUCACCCAAAAGUGAUUCAAAAGCACUGGAUAAUAAAAAAUUGAAAGUGAAAUCUAUUCCAAACAAGAGAAAGCCAGAACGGUUACCUGUAAGACAGAUAUCUUUACGGAAGCGUAUUUUAGUAAUACCAAAAACAACAAAUGGCAAACCAUCAAAGAAACUGGAUGGUACCCAAACUGAUGGUAUUGUAUUAAGACCAAGAAAUGUCCAGCAAGGGUCGAACACUCGGCCUGUCAUGAGAAGCGCUGCCCUUGUACGCAGGAGCAAAGUUGUUCUAAACUCAAAGCAACAGAAGAAUACCGUCAAAACAGAAAUGAUUAGUAAAGAAAGUGCUUGUGGAGGAGAUACCAAGAAAAGUUCUAUUGAUGUUGAAAAUUCAUUGUCAAAAGAUUGUUUGGAUUCACAACCUCCUGUUAUACGCAAGAAAGUUAGAUUGAGGCGAAAGUUUCGCUCAGGAUUUGAUUAUAUCCGCAAAAAGAAGAGAGUGAGAAAAGAUGCAAAAAAAAUUGAAGUUGAUGUUGAGAAAGAAAAAAUUGUGCCUGUUGUAGCAAGAACACCUUUAACUGAAGAACAAAUUCAAGUGACUUUACGUAAUUGGGUAAUAAAUCGUAGUCAUGGAGAUACUGUUCUUCAUAGAGCAUCCCGAGUUGGCUAUGCGGAAGUUGCUCAGUACGCUAUUGAAAAAUUAAAUGUCUCACCUCGUGUUGCUGAUAAUGCAGGGUACACACCAUUGCAUGAGGCAGCUCGCCGGGGUCAUGUUGAGCUGUCUAAGAUUUUGCUGGAGAAUGGAGCAGAUGUUAGUUGCAGUGCUACAGGAGGUAUUAGGCCAUUGCAUGAAGCUGCAGAAUCAAAUAAUGUUGAAAUGCUACGCUUAUUACUUGAGUACGGUGCUGAUCCAACACUGGCUACUUAUGCUGAUGAAACUCCACUUUCAAUUGUUGAACCUGACAGUGCUGCUCACAAGCUGCUACUGUUACAUUUAGCAGACGUGCAGGGUUUGCCUGCUCCACCAUGGAAAUUCCAUGGUCCUUCAACAAUAUUUGAUCCUGUAACCUACAAAGGAGAUCUUGCUCUUCAGUCAGCACCUGCUGUUGAAAGCGAUUCAGAAAGUGAGAUUGAUAUGUUUUCUUCAGAAGUCACACCGCCACCUCUUUAUUCUUUUUGUGAUGAACCUUCCUCUCAAUGUUGGGUGCUUAUCAAAGAUUUGAUGGAAGUACUCAAUAUUCAAAGUGAAGAGGAAUUGAUGCAACAGCUUAACGGAAAUGCCCAAGAUAGGCCUACCUCUUCUCAAUACCAAAAUGACUUUGUUCGAACAAGAGAAAUAACUGUGGAAGAAUUUCUCCAGAAGACUGAAACAGUGACUUUCUCUGCUCCAUUAGUUAAUUUGCCUGUUGCUGAGUGUAAAAUUUGUCUCAUAGAGUUUAAUUGUAGGGUACGUGAACUUCUCAAUGAAGAAACAACAUCAUUAGUGUAAAAUCAUGAAGACUUGAUCGUAUUAGGUAUUUAUUUUUCAUUCAGAGACGUGUUAAAGAUGCAUUUUAAUGUGUCUUGGUACAGUUAUGUUUGUGUUUUUUUUAAAGUCUAUGACAUGUUGACUGUUUAAUAAGAGUUUCACGGAACAAAUCUCAAAAUCUAUAUUUGGAAAAUUCUUUGUUUAUAAUGCCAUUCUUGGCUCAUGAGGUAUUUUUGUAUAGGUUGUUUUGAUAAAAAAAAUUGUGUCCUUUAUAUUUUGUUUUCU
Messenger RNA from Frankliniella occidentalis (western flower thrips), 4378 nucleotides. RefSeq lists its product as uncharacterized. Bases 248 to 4114 code for a protein of 1288 amino acids. NCBI's taxonomy places the organism in Eukaryota, Metazoa, Arthropoda, Insecta, Thysanoptera, Thripidae. The transcript has 10 exons. The record is from RefSeq and is a predicted model, not a curated record. Gene Ontology annotation, molecular function: transcription corepressor activity; protein binding. Gene Ontology annotation, biological process: negative regulation of transcription by RNA polymerase II. Gene Ontology annotation, cellular component: nucleus.